AUGACAACCCCGCGCCGCGCCCUCUUCAUCGCCUCAAUCGGCAAUCAAAAACCCUAUCGCCGGACACGCCACAGCGCAGGCCACAUUCUCCUCGAUGCGCUGACGCCCCUGUUGCACACCCGUUUCGGCGGCUUGAAUUCGUACUACACGACCUACGAGAGUAAAUCAUUCAUGAACGUCUCGGGUCCGAAACUUGUCCGCGCUUUGAAUGCCUGGUUAGCACAGACCGAUAAAUUGGUUGGACCUCCGCGUACCGGGUUCGAAGUACCCUCGCCAAUCGGGGUCCCUGCGACGCUGGUGAUAUUACACGAUGAGCUGGAAGCGCCGUUGGGCAAGGUGCGAGUUCGGAGGGGGGGACCUGAGGUUGCGAGUUUGAGGGGACACAGGGGGGUUGAUCAGUUCUUUUGA
Molecule: messenger RNA, 408 nt
Organism: Penicillium maclennaniae
Lineage: Eukaryota; Fungi; Ascomycota; Eurotiomycetes; Eurotiales; Aspergillaceae
Exons: 1
Coding region: 1-408 (135 amino acids)
Molecular function (GO): peptidyl-tRNA hydrolase activity
Source: RefSeq, a predicted model, not a curated record